GUCAGCUCCUACUAGCUGUACAGUUCUCUCUUAUUUGAUAUCAGAGAGCCCAAUGGAGCCUGCUGAAGUACCUAGUCAGGUUAGCAAAGAUAAUUUUUUAGAAGUUCCUAAUUUAUCUGAUUCUGCUUGUGAAGAUGAAGAAGUUAAAAGUACCUUCAAACCUGGCUUCUCCCCUCAACCAAGUAGAAGAAGCUCUGAGUCUUCUGAAGACAUGUACCUGGACACACCAACUUCAGGCACCAGAAGAGUUUCAUUUGCUGACAACUUUGGAUUCAAUCUUGUGUCCAUUAAAGAAUUUGAUUCUUGGGAAUUACCCAGUGUUUCCACAGAUUUUGAGUUAAGGAAGGAUAUUUUUCACACAGAAGAAUAUAUUUUAUCUCCACUAUUUGACCUGCCCUCUUCAAAAGAAGAUCUUAUGCAACAGCUUCAAGUACAGAAAGCAAUACUGGAGUCAACUGAGUAUCCUCCUGGGUCGACGAGUAUGAAGGGUAUUAUUCGAGUUUUGAAUGUUUCUUUUGAGAAGUUAGUAUAUGUGAGAAUGUCCUUAGAUGACUGGCAAACAUAUUAUGACAUUUUAGCUGAAUAUGUUCCCAAUUCAUGUGAUGGUGAAAGCGACCAGUUCUCCUUUAAGAUUUCAUUGGUUCCUCCAUAUCAAAAAGAUGGCAGUAAAGUUGAGUUUUGUAUACGUUAUGAAACUUCUCUCGGCACAUUCUGGUCAAACAAUAAUGGCACAAAUUAUAUAUUGCUUUGUCAAAAGAAAGAACCAGAGCCAGAGCCUGAAAAGCCACGGGAAGAAGUUUCUAGUAGACAGAAGAAAGGCUGCUUAAAGCUGAAAUCAAGUAAAGAACAAUCAUCAAUGACAUUAGAAGAGAAUAACUUCAAGGAAUCAAAGUUCGCAGACACUGAUAUCCCAGCCAUUGUUUGCUCCUAUGAGGAUAAGGAAGACUUGGAUGCUGGUAAUCAAAACGUAAAGGCUGUAAACAGGGAUCAUGAUGGACAUAAUGAAAAAGAAAUAGAGCUGAUGAUAAAUCAACACUUAAUAAGAACUAGAAGUGCCGCUACCAGGGAUGAAAAAGAUACAUUCUCGUCAGAUCCGGUCAAUUUUCCAAAUAAGUCUGAGGGGUUAGAGAAGAAGGAAAUCCAUAGUGAACUAUGUGCUGAUUCAUUCGAAAGGCCUUUGUCUUCAAGUUCAUCAACAGAAAGCUCCUUAAAGGGAGGUUUUCACCACAAUGAAAAAUAUUCCUCAAGAAACGAAUGUACUGAUCACCUUUCAGAGGACAAUACUUCAGACGUGAGAGAAACCCAGCCAUCGCUGGAAGCUACUAGUGGUGACAAAUGCGUGCAGUUGUGCACUGAUAAAAAGGAGUUCCUGGACGACAAUGCUAAUCGGGCCCAUUGCAGUGGCAGUGUGAGACUACCUUGCUCCUCCUCAGAUCAGCAAGUGGCUGGGGAUCUCAAUGAAAAUCAUGAAGGAGGAGCUGAGAGAAGUGAAAUAAAGGGUUGGGAAUGUUUCAGUAAAGAUUUCCAUUCAGGUCUAUAUGCGUAUGCGGAACAACCAUUGGAAAGUGGAUCUCCAAGGGACGGUGAUGGCGAGGGUAAAGAGGAGAAGGCACAAAGAGUGCACUUUGGAGUUAAUAAAAGACGAAGAAAAGCUUUUCAGCCAUCCUUCCAUGACCAAGAAAGAACAUUUGGCCACUCUCAAAUAGAUGUGGAAGGGACUGAAGCUAGGAAGAGAGAAUUAAUAGGUUGGUCAAGCAAAGACACAUCAAUUCCUGUCCUGAAAAUAACAGUUGAUUCGUUUCCUUCAUCAAGGACAAAUUCAAGUUGGGAAGAAACUACACUGACUGUGGAGAGUGACCACCCCACUGGCAAAGGUAUGACUUCAGAAGGGAUAGCCAGUAAAGUCAGUUCAUCAAAAAAUAGCAGUGUUCUGAGGGGUGAUUAUCUUUUUCAGGCUGAAGAUGAAAAAUCAGAUUGCAUUGAUCCUAAAGAUAGGGGUAAAAAUCUACAGUAUAAACAAAAUUGGAAUAUUCUAGAAAGUCAGGAAAAGGUAAAAGAGAAUAAGACAAAUAUAACUGAGCAGAUCAGAGAGCAAGCAGACUGUGGAGAUGCGUGGGGGCAAAGAGAUAACCCCAUUCUGAAUGUUACUCGGGCUAAAGAGCUGUUUACCUGCCAAGAAAUGGAGUCUGAUGAAUUGUAUUCUCCAGACGACUGUGGUGCUCCUGAGGAGGCACACGCAGGUGCAGCUUAUAUAAUUAAGACAACAUCAGAAAGUACUCCAGGAAGCAUGUCUGCUAGAGAAAAAGCAAUAAUUGCUAAGUUACCUCAAGAGACAGCACGAUGUGACAGGCCCAUCGAGGUAAAAGAAACAGCGUUUGAUCCACAUGAAGGGAGAAAUGAUGACUCACAUUAUACCCUUUGUCAAGGAGAUGCUGCAGGUGUAAUCUAUGACAACGAAUUUGAAAAAGAAUCACAUUCAGAUAUUUGUAAUGUACGUGCAGAUGAAAAAGAGAAGAAGCAAUCCAUGCAUCUGUACAAUCCUGGGGAGACACCUGACAGGGAGAAACAUGGUGUGGCAAACACAACAUCUGCAGAAGAAUCUUCCCAGGCUGUAACAAGCAAUCAAAAGGAAACCUCAAACUCGGAUUUACAUUUGGAAGUAUUGUCAAUGGACAGAAGAAUAUUUGCAGAAAAUAGAAAUCUUGAGCAUGGACAAAAGUUAUCAAAGAAAACAGACGUAGAGGCUGUUGUUCAUUCUGUUUUUCACUCAGACACAAACAGAGGUCCCCACAAUGGCUCCUCCAUUUCCGCUCACCAUUUUAAAACCUCAGUGCCAUCUUAUGCACAAGUUGGGGAGGACACAAUUGCCACCGUAAACCUCCAAUUUACUUCUACUGGAUCAGAAGACAAUUGUAAUCCAAGUGAAAUUCAGGGGCCUCUGGGAUCUCAACCCAAAGAAGCUGCCACAAGUUCAGGAAGUUCAUCGGGUUACAGAAAAGAAAGAUGCACGGGCCAGAUUUUCCAACCAGAAGAAUACAGUGCAGAAAAAUCUGUAGGGCCCAUGAUUUUUAUCAGUGGACCUUUUGAGAAUACAGAAGAGGAAAAGCUUGAAAAUGAAGGAUUAUUAAACUCCGGACGUUCACAAACUACCUCAGGUGACAAAGGGGCUGAGAGAUCUACUUCUGCUAGUUCUCCUGUCCAGGAAAGUGAAGCUCAAAGCGAUGGAUCUCUACUUUCAAAAUAUGCUAACUCUAAAAUACCUUACUUUCUUUUGUUUCUGAUUUUUCUUGUAACCAUAUAUCAGUACGACCUAAUGAUAGGGUUGGCAUUCUACCUUUUUUCAUUGUCCUGGAUAUACUGGGAAAGGGGGAGGCCAAAAGAAUCCGUCAAAAAGAAGUAACCUUGGUGCUAUUACUAAUCUUUCUUAAAAGAUAAGCUAUUUAGCCCCAAACAUUUGGAUUGGUGAACGAGACUAUUCAUUGUUCAAAGACCCAGGGCAGUUUUUCUCUUGAAGGAUCAUUUAAACAGGAAUGCGGAUGAAGUUUGCUCCUUCAUAUAAGUAAUUAUUCUAUAUAGGACCAUUAUGCUUGGAUCAUUAAAUACCUAUAUGAAUAUGAGAUCUGAAGCACGUCAGGUUGAAAUUAGGUACAGCUGUUGCUCCUUAGCAGGCGAUGGAGUUGCAAUGCCUCAUAUCCUUUCACUAUUUAAAGAGCUAUUUCUUGCAUUCAUUUCUUUUGCAGUUAAGCUUCAUUUUUUUCUGUGAGCACGUUUCCCCCCUAUGGUUUUUAAAAAUAGAUAAAACAUGGGUGAUGGAAAAGGAUUCUUUUUUUUUUUUUUUGUCCUCUGGAAUUGCCCAUGAAAUUUCCAUUUACCACUGUAACAUAUUAGCGGUAUUUCAUACAUCAACUUCUAUUUCAUACUUUUUAAAAACCAAUAUGAAUAUAUGAACUUAAAUUGAAGAAACACAUUAUGUUAACUUGAAUUAUACCUUAUACACACAUGCCUUUUACCUAAGAAACCAGAACAUUACACGGAAGCCAAAUUUGACAAACACCGAAACAAAUUGGAAGUUAACAGCUAAUUAGACAAAAUUUUGUGAGUAGCCUGACUUUGAGCCAUGUUUUUUUCUUUUAAGGAGAGACUGUGGCACAGCUGAGCAACUUCAAUAUGAACAAUUAUUGAGAGUUGAAAAUUUAAAUUAAAUUAGAGUUUCCACGAGUAUUGCUUCACAGUGACUUUGUACCUGUCAAAUAUAAGGCAUUAAAUGCUAAUAAUAAAAAUAUAUCCAAAUGAA
This is a messenger RNA of Octodon degus (degu), 4294 nucleotides long. RefSeq names its product protein phosphatase 1 regulatory subunit 3A (gene Ppp1r3a). The coding region runs from base 53 to 3400 and encodes 1115 amino acids. The transcript has 4 exons. Gene Ontology annotation, biological process: regulation of glycogen biosynthetic process. The record is from RefSeq and is a predicted model, not a curated record. Gene Ontology annotation, molecular function: protein phosphatase 1 binding; glycogen binding. NCBI's taxonomy places the organism in Eukaryota, Metazoa, Chordata, Mammalia, Rodentia, Octodontidae. Gene Ontology annotation, cellular component: protein phosphatase type 1 complex.